Molecule: messenger RNA, 9465 nt
Organism: Mytilus californianus (California mussel)
Lineage: Eukaryota; Metazoa; Mollusca; Bivalvia; Mytilida; Mytilidae
Product: heat shock 70 kDa protein 12B-like
Exons: 5
Coding region: 141-1877 (578 amino acids)
Molecular function (GO): ATP binding; ATP-dependent protein folding chaperone
Source: RefSeq, a predicted model, not a curated record
AGUUGAUGAAGUUACUAGUCAACACACUAUAUGUAUUAAGCAUGAUGCAUAGGCAAAAAAGGUGUUUAAACACAUAGUUUGUUAGAUUAGUGCAAACACAACCACUUUUCAAAAGUUGAAAUACAGAUCUAUUUAUUGAUAUGGCGUCUCAGUCUGCCAAGAUAUUGGUAGCAGCCAUAGACUUUGGGACCACCUACUCAGGUUAUGCCUUCUCAUUCCGUCAUGACUUUGAACAAGAUGCAUGUAAAAUAUCUUCACACAACUGGCCUGCUGCUUCCAGGGGUUUGGUCUCCUUAAAAACACCAACAUCCAUAUUACUGAACCCUCAGGAGGAGUUUGAUUGUUUUGGUUAUGAUGCUGAAGAUAGAUACACAGCACUUGCCAAUGAAGAUCUACACAAAAAUUGGUUUUACUUUAGAAGGUUUAAGAUGAUGCUUCAUGGGUCAUUGGGGAUAAAGAGAGAUGUAAAAGUGAAAACAUUUGAUAGCCAGAAAGAGUUACCAGCUAUGAAAAUCUUUUCUGUUGCAAUCAAAUAUCUAAAGGAUCAUCUAAUGGAAACAUUAAAUAAGAGAAAUACAGGUGUACGUCGAGAUGAUAUCCAAUGGGUCCUUACUGUUCCUGCUAUCUGGAAUGACCCUGCAAAGCAGUUUAUGCGAGAGGCAGCAGAAAAGGCAGGUAUUGAUGAUUUAAUCAUUUCAUUAGAACCAGAGGCAGCCUCUUUGUUUUGUAAAUACAUGCCAAUAGAGAAGGGAACAGAUGACUUCAAGACAUUCCAACCAGGAAAUAAAUACAUUGUAUUAGACUGUGGAGGCGGUACUGUGGAUAUUACUGUUCACCAGGUACAACAAGACAAGACAUUAAAGGAGCUUUUCAAGGCAAGCGGUGGAGCUUGGGGAGGUACCCAAGUUGAUGAAGCCUUCAAGCAACUCAUUAUCAAAAUUGUAGGCAGCCCAGUUUAUCUAAAUUUUUGUGAGAAAAAUGCAGCAGAUUUUGUAGACAUGUUUAGAGAAUUUGAAUUAAAAAAGAGAGGCUUUAGUGGGGAAGGGAAUAAACAAAUAACAAUCAAAAUUCCUGUUUCUUUACAAGAAACAUUUGAAGAAGAUACCGGUGAAACAAUUCAAGAGGUCUUGGGUCAGACCUCAUUAUCAGGAAAAUUGAAAUGGGCUGGUGAUAAACUACGAAUCAGCUCCAUUCUAUUUGCCACAUUUUUUGACAAGGCAACAACCAACAUAAUUGAGCACUUGAGAAAAUUGCUGAAAGAACCAGAAGUUGUAGGAACUACUAACAUUAUCAUGGUAGGGGGGUUUUCUGAAUCUCCUUUGAUACAGAGAAAGGUAAAAGAAGAAUUUCCAAAGAUGCAUGUAUUGAUCCCUGCAGAGGCUGGGCUUUCAGUGUUAAAGGGAGCUGUCAUAUUCGGACAUCUUCCAAAAACAAUUUCUUCUCGUAAGGCAAAAUAUACCUAUGGGUUAGCAACAAUGACAAAAUUUAUCAAAGGAAAACACAGGGAGGACAAAAAAGAAACAAUUGGCAAUCAAGUUAAAUGCAAGGACAUUUUUAGUAUUCAUGUGGAGAAAGGACAAACCUUAGAACUAGAUGAAGCACAAAGUGACCGAAGUUACAAUCCAGUAGACCCUGAACAAAAGGAAAUUAUAUUUCAGUUUUACAUUUCUGAUAGUGAUGAUCCUAUGUAUGUCACUGAUUCUGGCUGUACCCAUAUUGGUAAGAUGGAGGUGAAAAUCCCAGACACAUCCGGUGGACUUGAUAGGCAGGUGACAGUUCAGUUGAUAUUUGGUGGAACUGAACUGAAGGUCAAAGCCAUCAUACAAAAGACAAAAAAAGAAGUUAUUGCAAAAUUACAAUUUCUUGACAAAGAUUAGUGCUCAAAUGAAUCUUUCUUAUUACUGCUUAAAUGGUUUUUUCCCUUUUACUUGAGGCUUUUUUCUUUUUUCAAAAGAGAAAAAAAUAAGAUCAUACAGUUGUUUUCUUGUAUGUUUUGGUCUGAGAUGUAGGAUAUUUAUUUAAGAAUAAAGCUAAGACUAAAUUUCAAUUUUCAGUUUGAAGCAGACAUGUUAAAGAUAGUUAACUUUAUUAUAAAUUAUAAAAGUAAUGCCUUUUAUGAUUUACUAAUCUGAAGUUUUCAACGAACAUUUGAAAAAGAAAAUAUUCCUAAGUGCUAGACCUAUAGCUUAAAACCUACAUUUAAUCACCUUGUAUAGAAUUUUGUAUUGGAUGAAACUAAUGUGUUAUCCAAAGAAUUUAUUGUAAUACUUCAUUUAAAAAAUAUUGUGAUAUCAUAUCAUAUCAUAUCAUAUGUAAAUAUGUUUUUUUUUUCUUUAUAGGAAUGAUUGAGUGAUUAGAUAAAUAAAAUAUUUGAUAACAGCAAUGAAAACAAUCUUAUAGCUAUCCUAUAUUCUGUUGUCAUCUUUAUCAGCGGAGCAUUAACAUUUAUUUAGGUUCAAUCUGUUUUUUUUAGACAUCAACAACUUUUUUCAAACCUUCAAGGAAUUUUAUGAAAUUUGGACAGACACUUUUUUAUGACAAAAACACAAUAUCCAGAGCAAAAUUUUGAAUAUAUGUCUCUCCAUGUUUCAUAUUUUUCUGAUAAAUGGACUUUUUGCUUACAGAACUAACAUUUAGAUAAAUCUAUGGUUAAAGAGAGUACACCUUUUGUGUAAUCAACUCCUCCUGCAGUUUUCAACCCAGAUCACUGAAACUUCAUAGGAAGAUUGCACAUAUUUUGAAGUUGUGCACCUGCUAUUAUUUUUUUAUGCCCCCGCCGUAGCGGAGGGGGCAUUAAGUUUUACCCUUGUCCGUCUGUACGUACGUCCCAAAAUUGGUUUCCGUUCUCUAACUUUUGUUUACCUUAACCAAAUGUUAUGAAACUUAUACACAAUGUUUAUUAUCACAAAACACAGAUCAAGUUUGAAUUUUGGUGGCGUCACUUUUACCGUUCUAGAGUUAUGCUCUUUACAAAUGGAAAAAUUGCUGAAUUUUUCGUUUCCGUUCUCUAACUUUAGUUUGCCUCAACCAAAUGUUAUGAAACUUAUACACAAUGCUUAUGACCACAAAACAGAGAACAAGUUUGAAUUUUGGUGGCGUCACUUUUACUGUUCUAGAGUUAUGCCCCUUUACAAAUGGAAAAAUUGCUGAAUUUUUCGUUUCCGUUCUCUAAUUUUAGUUUGCCUUAACCAAAUGUUAUGAAACUUAUACACAAUGAUUAUGACCACAAAACACAGAUCAAAUUUGAAUUUUGGUGGCGUCACUUUAACCGUUCUAGAGUUAUGCCCCUUUACAAAUGGAAAAAUUGAAAAAAAAAUUAUUUUCUUCUAAAUAUUAAGUAAUUUUUAAAAUUGGAGUUAUCUUCCUUUGUCCAUGAUUAUAGUUGAAUCAACUACAAUCAAUGCUUUAUACAAUGCAAUGUUUAAUUUUAACUUCCACUGAUAAAACACAGAUCAAGUUGAAUUUGGGUAGUGUCACUCUAACCAUUAUUGAGUUAUGCCCCUUUAUAAAUCGAAAGAUUGCAAAAUUUUUAGUUUCCAUUCUGUUACUUAAAUUUGCCCCAACCAAACAUUAUGAAACCUAUACACAAUAUUCAAUACCACAAAACUAAGAUCAAGUACAAAUUUUUUGUUUCCGUUUUCUAACUUUAGUUUGUCUCAACAAAAUGUUAUGAAACUUAUACACAAUGCUUAUUACUGCAUAAUACAGAUUGAGUACGAAAUUUGGUGGCGACACUUUUACCAUUCUUGAGUUAUGUCCCUUUAUAAACACAAAAAUUGCUGAAUUUUUCGUUUCCGUUCUCUAACUUUAGUUUGUCUCAACCAAAUGUUAUAAAACUUAUACACAACCGUUCUAGAGUUAUGCGUGUUUACAAAUAGAAAAAUUGUGAAUUUUUAGUUUCUGUUCUCUAAUUAAGUUAGCCUCAACCAAAUGUUAUGAGACUUACACACAAUGCUUAUUACCACAAAACUCAGAUCCAGUUCAAAUUUGGGUAGCGUCACUUUUACCGUUCUUGAGUUAUGUCCCUUUAUAACCAUAUGAUAUGCAAGCGGGGGCAUCAUCUAUGUCCACAUGUGGACACUAUCCACAUUUAUUUUCAAAUGCUAUUAUUAUAUUUUUUUCCUAGGCAAGUUAGAGUACUGAUACAGUACCACUACAAUUGCAUUGGCAACUGUCAUGAUUUACAAACAAUUACACUCAAAUUAUUAAUUGGAAUCAACUCCACUCUAAUGCAAGCUUAAUUGUCCACAAGGUAUUUGUACAUAUAACUGAAUACAGGAAAUGUUGGGUUUUGCUUGAUGAAUGAACACGAGUUUAAAUAAAGAAUAGUUAUUUAAAUUUUGUUAUUGGAAAAGUGGAUUUUCAAUGCCCCUUUCUGGAAAUUAUUUAGUCAAACUUUAAUAAAAAAAAAUACUACUCCUUAAAAGAUUUUAUUAUGUCAAAAUCAUUACAGUGAAAAAUGUUUAUGGAAAAAGAUGUAAAAAAUCAAUGUACUUCUACAAUUGAAAUAUCAGAAGAAUUGACAUCAUUAUUGAGAAAUUCUCCCAUCUUUGGACAGUAGAAUAUAAAUUUUAUAGUAAGAUUAUGGAAAUGAAAAUAAAUGAAAUAAAAUAUUAGAUAUAAGAUAAGAAAAAAUGUCUGACUAACUACAAAAUUGACUGGAUCAGUGAUGAUGCUUUGAUAUCAGACUUCGGAAAAUCAAAAUUUAUGAAAGAAGGUACCAGUUUUCAACUUCUACAGUUAUCAACUCAGAUCCAUAAGACUUCUCAGAAAGGUUGUACACAUGCUGAAGUUGUGCACUUGCUGUUAUGGAAUUGUUUAAGGUAAAGGCUUUGGAGCUUAGUUUUUUCCAGCAAAAUUUACAACCUCUGUGUAAUUGCAAUUGCAUUUUAAACAGUUUACAUUAAUAAGUCACAAAUAUUGCAACCUGGCCAAUUUUAACUUUGACCCAUUUAUUUGCAAUUAAUUCAGUAAUAGUGUACCAAUCCUUUAAAUUGAAAUUUGAACACUUGAAUAUUCUUUGAUACAAAUCAAUGGAUGGUAUGGAUUAAGGAUUAACUCCAACUCUGAAUUUGCUCUUAUAUUCCAUGUAUUAUAGAACUACCAUGAUACAUAAAAGUAUUACACAUUUUUCAGAGCUACUUGAUAAAAAAGUAAUUAUAACACAAUUACUCUACAUAAUUUAAAAGUUUCAAAUUUUUUUUAUAGCCUUGUAUGCAGGCUUUGGCAAAACCAAAAAAUCAGGUAUCCACAAAGAUACAAUUUUUCCUCAAUGCUAGAAAAUCAGUAUCCACGAAAAUAAAUGAAUCCACAGCAUUACAAAAAUUAGGAAUUUUUCAGUACUCUAUCUAUUUUUUUUACAAGUUUACUUUUACCAAUAUGACAGGCUUUUCCAUUGAUUUUUUUAAAAAGUAGAAAAAAGUUAAUAGUAAGUUAUUGUGUAUGUUUUUGUUUAUGUCCAAGAAAUUAUUUAUUUAUCCUUCUAAAGUUUUGUGUAUAUGGCACUGAUAUAAUGAUUUGACUACUUUAGCAAGAUUGCAUUGUUUACUUAGAAGUGCUGAUAUAUUUACUAUGAAUAGAAAAUGUGUAUUUCUCAAUUAAAUAGCCAUCACACUGUUCAAUUAAAAAGACAUGUUGUAAAUAGAGAACUAAGAAAUCACUCAUUGUAUUUUUAUACGACCGCAAAAAAAUUUUUGUGGUCGUAUAUUGGUAUGACGUUGGCGUCGUCGUCUGGCGUCGUCCGAAGACACAUUGGUUUUCGCACUCUAACUUUAGUUUAAGUGAAUGGAUCUCUAUGAAAUUUUACCACAAGGUUCAAUACCACAAAAGGAAGGACGGGAUUGAUUUUGGGGGUUAUGGUACCAACAGUAAAGGAAUUAGGGGCCAAAAAGGGGCCAAAAAUAAGCAUUUUUGUAACUUCCAGACAUAACUUGUGUGUUAGUGUAUGGAUCUCUCUGACAUUGUACCACAAGGUUCCAUAUCACAAAAGGAAUGCUGGGAUUGAUUUUGGGGGUAAUUGCCUCAAAAUUUUAGGAAUUAGGGACCAAAAAAGGGGCAAAAAACAAGCAUUUUUCUAGUUUCAUGACAAUAACUUGUGUGUAAGUGUAUGGAUCUUUCUGAAAUUGUACUACAAGGUUCCAUAUCACAAAGGGAAAGCUGGAAUUGAGUUUGGGGGUAAUUUGCCGAAACGUUUAGGAAUUGGGGGCCAAAAAGGGGCCAAAAAUAAGCAUUUUUCUAGUUUCCAGACAAUAACUUGUGUUCAAGUGUAUGGAUCUCUCUGAAAUUGUACUGCAAUGUACCAUACCACAAAGAGAAGGCUGGGAUUGAUGAUGGGGGUAAUUGCCUCAAUAUUUUAGGAAUUAGGGGCCAAAAAGGGGCAAAAAACAAGCAUUUUUCUAGUUUCAGGACAAUAACUUGUGUGUAAGUGUAUGGAUCUUUCUGAAAUUGUACUACAAGGUUCCAUAUCACAAAGGGAAAGCUGGGUUUGAGUUUGGGGGUAAUUGCCCUAAACGUUUAGGAAUUUGGGACCAAAAAGGGGCCAAAAAACACAUUUUCCUAGUUUCCAGACAAUAACUUGUGUUCAAGUGUAUGGAUCUCUCUGAAAUUGUACUGCAAGGUACCAUACCACAAAGGGAAGGCUGGGAUUAAGUUUGGGGGUGAUGAAUCAUAAGGGGGUUAAAAAAAUUGGGGGGGGGGGAUUUUUUUUUUUUUUCCUUUUUUUUUUCUUUUAAAAUUUUCCAUUUUAAGUUGGUUAUUUCUGAUUUAUAUUUAAAAGCAAAUAAUAAUGAUAUGGUAGGUGAUACACACCAAACAGGAUGUGUAAAUUAUUAUAUAAUAAGUAUUGUGCAAUAGCAAGAAAUUUUCAAUUGCACAGUAUUGCACAAUAGCAAGAAAUCUUCAAUUGCACAGUAUUGCGCAAUAGCAAGAAAUCUUCAAUUGCACAGUAUUGCGCAAUAGCAAGAAAUAUCAAAUAGCACAAUAUUGUGCAAUAGCAAGAAAUUGUCAAUUGUACAGUAUUGCACAAUAGCAAGAAAUAUUUAAUUGCACAGUAUUGUGCAAAAGAAGAUACUUCGUAUAAAUUGCUUAUUUCUUGACCAAUUUCAAUGGGGUUUUAUUCUUGAAUUCUUGGGGUUCUUUAAUAUGCUGAAUCUAACCGUGUAUUUAGUUUUUGGAUUUUGGGCCCCGUUUUUAAAUUGGUCCACAUUGAGGUCCAAAGGGUCCAAAAUGAAACUUUGUUUGAUUUCAUCAAAAAUUGAAUUAUUGGGGUUCUUUGAUAUGCCGAAUCUAACCGUGUAUUUAGAUUCUUAAUUUUUGGUUCCGUUUUCAAAUUGGUCUACAUUAAUGUCCAAAGGGUCCAAAAUUAAACUUAGUUUGAUUUUAACAAAAAUUGAAUUCUUAGGGUUCUUUGAUAUGCUGAAUCUAAACAUGUAUUUAGAUUUUUGAUUAUGGGCCCAGUUUUCAAGUUGGUCCAAAUCGGGGUCCAAAAUUAAACUUUGUUUGAUUUCAACAAAAAUUGAAUAUAUGGGGUUCUUUGAUAUGCUGAAUUUAACCAUGUAUUUAGAUUUUUGAUUUUUUGGGCCCCGUUAUCAACUUUGUCCACAUUGAGGUCAAAAGGGUCCAAAAUUAAACUUUGUUUGAUUUCAUCAAAAAUUGAAUUCUUGGGGUUCUUUGAAAUGCUGAAUCUAACCAUGUAUUUAGAUUUUGGAUAUUGGACCAUAAUAGGUGAAUGUCCAAUUUAAAAUUUUUAAGUUCUUAGACCACAUUCAUUCUGUGUCAGAAACCUAUGCUGUGUCAAAUAUUUAAUCACAAUCCAAAUGCAAAGCUGUAUCAAGCUUGAAUGUUGUAUCCAUACUUGCCCCAACUGUUCAGGGUUCGACCUCUGCGGUCGUAUCAAGCUGCGCCCUGGGGAGCAUUUUAUUUUAUUGUAGUAUUAUGUUUUUGUAAAGAUGCUUAUAUUUUUAACAAACCGCCAUCAAUCUUACAGGUACUUCAGUAGAUGGCAAAUUAUAAAAAAGAUAAUAUGAGUCUCACCAAAAAUAUAUCAUUUUCAUUUCACUUUUUUUUUUUACAAUGAAGAAGGUGUUCUAAGGGCUCUUUUGCCCUAAAAAAUAAAAUAUCACAAAAUCAUCUGAUUUAUUCCUAAAGAUAAUUCAAAUGUAUGUGAUAGAUUGGAGUUUGCUUUAUGCCGCAAUGCUAUAUGGCAGCGAUCAUACGUAUGUGCAAAGUUUUAACAAUAUGAUUUUUAAAGAAAUAUAUAUAUUCACAUAGAUUUCAAAGUCAAAAGACGUCAUCAAUUUAUUUUUCUACACAAGUUGCAUAGUUUAACAUAUAUUUGUGAGUGAGAAAUAUUAAGCACAUGCAAGUACCAAAUAACAGUUACAUGAGAGGUGUUGUUCAUACAGACUAACAUUUUACAUGUAAUGGUAAAUUUUUUUAAGUUGAUACUUUCUUGUGAUCCAUAUUAGCAGGACUAAAACAAAACUAUUUGAAAAAACCAACCAAAAUUGACAGGUAGAAGGGACUUUUCAUUGAGGUCACAACUACAUUUAUUUUGAAAUGAUCGUAAACUACCUGUUAUUUGUAUUGUAUUACCUCAACUUUGAAAAAGACAUAAAUGUAAAUAAAAAUUUACAUUUUCAAAUUUCAUUGACAAAUUAGACUCUUAUGUCACCCUGUCAGUGACAAUUUGUUUUAUUAUUUUUAACACCAUUCUUUUGAUUUAUCCAAUUGUUUUGUGUGUGAAAUCUUUACAUGUGAUUUUACUGGGUAAAUGAAUUAUGUAUAUUGGGAAAUGAUUAUGAAAACCUUUUUUUUUAAAUUGUAAGGUUAAGGGUGAAUUUAUUUAUGUCUAUGUAAAAAGUAAAAUCACAAAAAUACUGAACUCCAUUUUGUAAAUGAGACAAAAGUAAUUGAAGUCAAAACAGUGUGGAGCUAGUAAAACUAUUUAGCUUUCCUUAGUGUAUAGAUUUUUGUCUUUGAUUUGGUUGGUUAAAUAGAAAAUCACAGUUACUUUUCAUGGUAUUGAUGAUCAUUGAGUAUUUCUGAGUUUUAUGCAGAUCUUGAGUGUCAUCCCUACUAAUGUUCCACUAACAUAGAAGGCUAGUGAUAAGUAUACAAUGCAUAGUUACAUUGGCAAGAACAAUUAAUAUUUUUUGCAUGCAUGUUGUAUAAAGUGCCUUAUUCAUCAGUUAAUAUGAUAAAUGCUUUAAUGUAUUAGGGAAUUGAGAUUCCCUGUUAGGCUGUAAUUAGUUGUUUACAUUGAAUUAUAUUAAUGUCUUUCAAAUGUUGCCUGAAUAACACAUUCUAUUUUCCUCUCUCAUUACUAGAAUAUAUAUAUAUUUUGUCAGGAUUAAGGUUAAGAAACAUCUGGGCAACACAUAUUUUAAUUCAAACAUGACUAUAUAUAUUCAUUUCUGUAAUAAAGGAUUAAUGUUCCUUUGAAGAUUCAUCUUUUUCAAGAAAUUC